Acanthocheilonema viteae is the source of this 216-nucleotide messenger RNA. NCBI's taxonomy places the organism in Eukaryota, Metazoa, Nematoda, Chromadorea, Rhabditida, Onchocercidae. The record is from the annotation of a GenBank genome assembly.
AUGGAUUACAAUUAUACAGUAAAGAAGUAUUUGGCGGAUUUAAAUAGCGAAUAUUCCACCGAAGAGCUGAGCAGCUAUUCAGCCGGAACAAAUGAUAGCCGUAGCGGUCCAUCUUAUGCAAGCGAACGAAGUACAGAAAAUAGUGAACGAUUAAUUCCCACAAGGCAACAACUUAAGCUUACAUCACAGGUGUAUUAUUCCAUUAUUCUAAGUUAA